AUGCAUGCCAUCUUUUCCCAUUUCAAAGGAGCCAAUGCUGUAUUGAUGGAUCACUUCUUUGAACGUGGAUGGUGCCGUGAUCUCGGCGAAAACGUAUGGAGAAGCAGCAAGGAUGGUCGCACAUUUCACAAACGACGUGAAAGCACGGAUGAGAAGAUUGCAUGGAACAUGUUUCUUACGCCACGAUUUGACAUGUUUAUGUAUUUGGCCGACUAUAUGAACAUGCCCGGUGGUACCGGUGAGAUUGCACGUGGAGCGAUUCUUUUUGCAUUGCGAUUAUUGGAUGGUGAUCCUGAGUAUUUGUGCUAUCCGCAUUUGUGUGAAGUUAUGGCUGAACGAUUGGCACUCUCUUUUUUGCCAAACUACCCAAGAAUACCGGUGCCGUUACGAUUUCAGAUAAUGGACGCGUUGUACCAGCACGACCUCCUCGACGUCGCAUCCACUUUUCAUGCCACAAGUAGCUCAACGACCAGUAGUCAUCACGAUCAUCAACAACAACCGAAACAAUCUCUUUCCACCUUUGCACGUUCAUCAACAAGCACCACGCGUGAUGGCCCUACUUCAUCACGACAACCAAGUCUUCUACAACUUGUAUUUAACAAGGGAAGCAGUAACAAUCGAUCCAUUACACCACCAUCUGCUUCCCAGAGUCCACCUGUAACAACGACUACUGGCAGCACUAGCAACAGCCACAACGAACCAACCGUGAAGCUCUAG
Lichtheimia ornata is the source of this 717-nucleotide messenger RNA. RefSeq lists its product as uncharacterized. The record is from RefSeq and is a predicted model, not a curated record. Lineage: Eukaryota; Fungi; Mucoromycota; Mucoromycetes; Mucorales; Lichtheimiaceae. Bases 1 to 717 code for a protein of 238 amino acids. The transcript has 4 exons.